Molecule: messenger RNA, 2859 nt
Organism: Zootermopsis nevadensis
Lineage: Eukaryota; Metazoa; Arthropoda; Insecta; Blattodea; Termopsidae
Source: RefSeq, a predicted model, not a curated record
UCCAUCUAUGCAGCUCUGUGAAUAUGAGUUGCACAAUUAACGUCGUGGUGGCAGAACUAGAAGGCUCGACACCUCGGUUGGUUACGAUCCGGAAACAGCUUCGCCCAUCUCCGGUGCUCAUAAUGACCCUGAGAUGCGUCUCGCUUUUGUCCUCUUAAAUCCUUUCGUCUUCGAAUUGGUGACUUGCCACAAGCCUGUUGUAACCACCUUAAUUUUACUAUUUUUAGACCAGGCGGCGCUCUGCAUAAAUUAUGCAGUUCACUGUUGUGUUUUGUAGCAUCUGACUGAGAUUUUUCGUGAUUCCUCUCGGUCCCACCAAGAAAAUGCCGGUAUAAUGCCUUCAGUUAAGCUACGAUCUCAUCCUUUCACAUACCUUCCAAUUCAUUAUUGAGUAAUAAUCCUAUCAUUCUACAUACAUUCAUGCAAACGCUAGAUAAACUACCGCCAUUUUAUUCUUUGUAUCUGCUUCAGAAGGGCUUGGCCUGUUGUUUCGUUUUACACUUCUUAUCAGAGCCCACAUGACGAUAAACUUCGCCUGUUAUUUAAUAUUCUGGAAGGUUAAGAUGAGCAGCAGAAGGUUUCUGGUGAUCAGUACCCUGUUUGCGACAUUGGUAGCGGGUGGCGAUGUGCCUUGUCCAGAUGUCUGCACCUGUCCAUCUCCAUACAGAGCAAAUUGUUGCAACUUCUCACUGACACACGUACCCAGAAAUCUAGGUGGUGGUGUCAUGUUUCUGAAUGCGUCCAGCAACAAUUUGCGUGCGCUCAGAAAGGGAUCGUUCGACGUUCAUCGUAUCAAAAUACUUGACUUGACCAACAACAAGAUUUCUGUAGUUGAAAAGGACACUUUCACAGAACUGGUAGACUUGAUAUUCCUCUACCUUGGCAGAAAUGAAAUUGUUUCUCUGGAUCAAGAUGUUUUUAGAAUGAAUCACAGGCUCGAAUUUCUUAAGCUAGAUCAUAACAUUCUCGAUCUUCCUGCUGGUAGACCCUUUCUCAACGUUCCAUCCCUCAGGUCACUUGAUAUGUCUUCAUGUAAUGUGAGAUCUCUCCCAGAGAAAACAUUUACGAACAUAUCGAGCCUUCAGGAGCUCAGACUGACACGUAACCGGCUUAAAACUCUGGAUCCUAAAGUCUUCCUUCCCUUUAAAUCACUAAAGUCCCUCUACCUCUCUGGCAACUUAUUAAGAUCUGUGCAAAAGGACUUGUUUGUGAUGAUGAAAGAUUUGAUAGUUUUGGAUUUGUCAAAUAAUGAACUGCAUACGCUUCAGUCUGACGUGUUUGCGUUCCUGGAAAGUGUAGAACUUUUGGAACUCUCCGGUAAUAAGUUGAAAACUUUAGGGGUUGAUGCGUUCACUCCACUAACAGGCUUGAAGAGACUUCAUUUGCAAAAUAAUUCUUUGGAUACUCUGAGCAAAACACAGUUCUCCAAGUUGUAUAAUCUUGCAGUUUUGGAUCUUUCCAGAAACCACUUGGAUAAUUUACAGUUACGUGUAAUUUGUCACCUCAACAACCUGACGUACUUCAAGGUGUCGGACAACUGGCUUGCGUGCGACUGUGGGUUAUGGGAACUGUGGAAUUGGAGUGUGGAGAAUGAGAUUAGAGUUGUUUCGACGUGUGACGAGCCAUACUUCGAAUUCUCCGCCAAGAACUUUGAAUCCCUCCGACAUAACAAAUCCUGCAAUGCAACUUUGUGCAUUGUAGAAAUUGAGACAAAGUUUCAGGAGCAAAUGAUUUCUUCUGUGUAUUUGUAUGUGAUAAUAUGCGUCGUACUGGUACUGGUACUUAUUGCGUGUGCCAUUACAACCUUCGUGGUGUUCAGAUAUCGAAAGGCAUUUUGCGAGAAAAGAAAGACCCAGCCGUCUGCUGUCGAGCGCAUCCAGAUCAGAAACAUUGUUUUGGGGACGCAGCGUGAUGACAUUGUGCAUGUGCAGCACCAGCAAGAACUACAGAAGCAACUGCGUCGUCAGCACCAGGAAACAUUUCUGAGGAAUCGUAUUCAAAGGGAACAGAGUGGAAGUCUGAAGGCACUUCCCAUACUUAAACAUCAAAACAUUCGCCACUCCUACCAUGAGUCUCAUCUGUCUUCGGUCGCCGACAACGAAAGGGAAUGGUCAAAUGCUGAUACACUUCCUUCCAACCAAAGGUCGUCGGUUUACCUUACGACCAUGUCUAGUUACGCGAUCAAACCAAAAACUUUUAACAAUUCUAGAGAUCUAUCAGUUUCAGAACCAAAACUCGAGUACCCUAAGAAUUCACCAGUUUGUAAUGAAACUAGCAUAAACGUACUCAAAAAUCCUUUGUCCAGUUCCUCAUCCAAAUGUGAAACCGCAACAGAAAAGCCCAAAUAUGAAAGUGUCCAUGAUGUAUCAUCGUCAGGAUCAGAAACUGUGACUCGUGAAAGUCCUUAACACCCAAGAGAUAUUUGACCGUGAGGUAAAGGGGCACUUGACUCUCAGACUUUAGCCAUUCAAUCCCUUUCUUUGAGUCGUCCUAUUCUGGUGUCAGGAAAUUAGAUGCAUCAGUCCAGUGAACUAAUUUCAGCGCUAAUUGGACCAAAUUUAUGAAACUUUAUACUUUGCUAAGCAGAGAGGUAUUUUAUGAUUGGUUGCACCUUUAACUUGAAGAUAACCUUCUUUCUUUCUCUUUUUUUUUUUUAAAGAAUGUGAGAAGUCAAAAAGGACACAAGAAUCAGAAUAUGCAAAGCAAUGGCCUCCACGUCCAUUAAGUAUUUCUUAAUUUGCUGUUUAUUUUACGUGUUAUACAUAAGGUGUUUUUAAAACGUGUGUUUAUGUUUGUUUGCCCGAAAUAACUGUCUAAUUUUAUGUCAUGAGGCAAUACUAGAACAUUUUAAAGUGUUUU